Messenger RNA from Ipomoea nil (Japanese morning glory), 798 nucleotides. Its product is annotated as probable leucine-rich repeat receptor-like protein kinase At1g68400. The coding region runs from base 1 to 798 and encodes 265 amino acids. The record is from RefSeq and is a predicted model, not a curated record. Gene Ontology annotation, molecular function: protein binding. NCBI's taxonomy places the organism in Eukaryota, Viridiplantae, Streptophyta, Magnoliopsida, Solanales, Convolvulaceae. The transcript has a single exon.
AUGGCGAAGCUGAGAACACUACUGCAUUUAUCCCGCUCUCUCUUCCUUCUCAUUCUCUUCCAUUUCUCCUUCCUCGGCGAUGCUUCAAACCCAGACGCUGAGACGUUGCUGUCCUUCAAAUCCGCUGCGGAUACUUCUAAUAAGCUGUGGGAUUGGAACUCCAGCUCCGACCCGUGUGGGUGGACUGGUGUUUCUUUCCAAAACAACCGGGUUUCUCGCCUCGUUCUUGAAGGUUUCGACCUCCAUGGUUCGUUUCAACAGCUUUUUUCGCUGACCCAGCUCUGGGUUCUCAGCCUUAAGUGGAACCGGUUCACGGGUCCUCUCCCCGACCUUUCUAAGCUCACUGCACUGAAGCUGUUGUUUCUUUCAUACAAUGAGCUCUCGGGCGAGUUUCCGGCGUCUCUGACGUCGUUGUUCAGGCUGUACAGGCUUGAUCUGUCGCAUAAUAAUUUCUCCGGUGAGAUUCCGGCUAGUGCGAGCCAUUUGACUCAUCUGCUCACCCUGCGCCUCGAGGAAAAUGGGUUCUCCGGUUCGAUUUCCAGCGUCAACCUCCCGAAUCUCCAAGACUUCAACGUCUCCGGGAACAGACUUGUUGGGAAAAUACCCGCGUCUCGCUCUGGUUUCCCCGAAUCCUCAUUUGCCAACAACCCCGUUCUUUGCGGGCCUCGUCGAUUUCUUCCCCGUUCUUUGCGGGCCUUCGCCGAUUUCUUACCAAGCACGGCGAUUCCGGCACGGUUGUGUGGUAAUGUUGAAGGUGUAAUGGAGCAUACGUGUAUGGAAAUCGGAGAGUUCAAAUGA